Molecule: messenger RNA, 2752 nt
Organism: Ipomoea triloba (trilobed morning glory)
Lineage: Eukaryota; Viridiplantae; Streptophyta; Magnoliopsida; Solanales; Convolvulaceae
Product: small G protein signaling modulator 1-like
Exons: 13
Coding region: 178-2241 (687 amino acids)
Biological process (GO): activation of GTPase activity
Molecular function (GO): GTPase activator activity
Source: RefSeq, a predicted model, not a curated record
GAAAAAAAUAAAUUUCAGGCGAAAAACGAAGUUAGACCGAGAAACGGUCUUCUACCUGUUAAUGGCGACACAGCUCUUUUCCGAUCUCUGUUAUUCGGAGCUCUCUUCCGUCUCACUAUAUUCUCAGGAUUCCAGAAGUUGAGAAGUGGCAGUAAGUAAAAGGGAGAGACAUAGGUGAUGUCUUUCGACAGGGGUGGGAAGCAAUGGAAAUGUGGAAAGGGUGGCACUGUGAAUUUUCAAAGAGUGAGCUCAAUUGUCCGAGACAUUGGAGAGCCCUGUCUUCAUCAGUCACCUAUAAAAAUAAAGAAAAUGCUCAAGCCAGACAGGUGGCAGGCAACUUUUGAUAGUGAUGGAAAGAUACAUAAUUUUCAGAAAGUUCUGAAAUUGAUCAUUUUUGGGGGUGUUGAUCCAUCUAUAAGACCGGAAGUUUGGGAAUUUCUUUUGGGCUGUUACGCCCUAAGCAGCACAACAGAGUAUCGAAUGCAACUGAGGACUGCUCGGAGGGAACGCUAUAGAGACCUUGAAAAGCUGUGCCAAAAAAUGCAUUCCAGCAUUGGGACUGGUACCCUUGCUUUUGUUGUAGGGUCCAAAGUUAUGGAUAUGAGAACAUGUUCUAGAGGUGAUGGAAGAAGGGAAACAGAAGUUGAAAAUGCUCAAGCUUUCAGUGUUGAUACUAACAAAUUAGUCAGUUACUCUGAUCAGGACAACAAUUUUACAAAUACAUCAAAUGCAGGGGAAAUCUUUAGUGAUCCUGGUGACCUUGUAAGUGUGAGGAGAAGCACAGAUGGUGCAGCAUGUGACUCUUUCAGUUCUUUGCCUACUCCUGGUCCAUAUAGUUGUAGUUCCCCCAUAGUUGAUUCAGAAGCACAUGGAUCAGAAUAUGUAACUGGAAAUGAUUUUGACUUCCCUCCUUUGCCCGUGACAGAUUUGUUUGAGAAGAAUAGCAAAAAUAAGAAACUAUACAGGUCACAUGACAGUAGAUAUACACGACGUAAAUUGCGAUAUGGAGAUGAACGUAUGCACAGCUUUAGCAUAAAAAAUAAUGCUGAUCUAGUCAUUGAAUCAAAUGUUACCCAAUCUUAUGAUUCCUUGCCUUCACUGAAAUCUGAAAUUGAAAUAGUUUGUCCUGAUGUGACUGAUUCCAUUUCACAAUCUAAAAAAGUGGAGCAUAAAAUGGAGAUCUAUGACAGGAUUAGAAUUUCUGAUGCACCUGAUACAGCAGAUACGAAUGUGACUACAUCUGAAGGAGGUGCUUUUGAUGAAGAAAGAGUGUCUGAAUGGCUCUGGACACUUCAUCGAAUAGUUGUUGAUGUAGUUAGAACGGACAGUCAUCUUGAAUUUUAUGGGGAUACAAAAAAUUUGGCUAGGAUGUCAGACAUACUUGCUGUUUAUGCAUGGGUUGAUCCUGCAACAGGAUAUUGCCAAGGAAUGAGUGAUUUGCUUUCUCCUUUUGUUGUUCUUUUUGAGGAUAAUGCUGAUGCUUUUUGGUGCUUUGAAAUGCUUAUACGAAGAACGCGGGACAAUUUUCAGAUGGAAGGCCCAACUGGUGUCAUGAAGCAGUUGCAAACACUAUGGCAUAUCUUGGAAUUUACCGACCGAGAAAUGUUUUCUCACCUGUCAAAUAUAGGUGCCGAGAGCCUCCAUUUUGCCUUCCGGAUGCUGCUGGUACUCUUUCGUCGGGAGUUAUCUUUUGAUGAGUCUCUUUGUUUGUGGGAGAUGAUGUGGGCUGCUGAUUUUAAGAAAUCUAUGCCUUGCAAUCUAAAGAACUGUCCAGAAUUGUUGGUCAUCCAGAUUCCAAAGGAACUAGAUGUGGAAUUAGGAGAAGAAAGUGUUGAUAAUAAAAGUAAAGUUUCAAAUGAAUCAUCCUCAAAACAUGGAAAUGUGGAACAUACCAUCUCUGAGAACACUGGAAUGAAGUCACCUUUGGCUCAUCCAUUUUGUGGUUUGACUAGAAAUUUCUGGUCAAAAACUGAACACAUACAGAAUAGUGCUGCUGUGUCAUCGAUGUGGAGUGGUGAUGAUGAGCUUCCAGUUUUUUGUGUGGCAGCUAUCCUAGUUAUGAACCGCCAAAAGAUUAUUAAAGAAACCCGCUCGAUUGAUGAUAUGAUAAAGAUCUUUAAUGACAAUGCGAUAAAGAUUCGGGUGAAGAGAUGUGUGCGUACGGCCAUCAAACUCCGGAAGAAGUAUUAUUUCAAGCUGAUCAAAAGUAGAAGCAGCCCAGUAGCUCAAAAUGGAGAUUGAGGGUUUGCCAUCUUGGAUGGCAAAGGCAAGUCACAUUCAUAAUCCUUGUGACACUUUUGAAGUUGAGCAUAUAUUGGAGAUCUAAGUGAAAACUGCUAGAUGCAUGAGGAUUCAUCCCUCUUUUAGUACUCAAAGCCAACCACUUCUCUUCCAGGGUCAAUAUGCAAGAAGCAUGCUUUGCUUACUCAGACUAGCACAUGAAUAUGUUUUGCAGGCAAAAAGGGAUAUUAACAUUAUCAGCAAACAUUUUUGCGGAUCGGGGAGAAAGGGGGAGGGGGGAAGUAGGAAAAGAAAAGGAUCUUCAUAUUAUCUCUCUUGGCAUUCUGCAUUUUCUCAAUUACAGUAUCAUAACAAUGUUCUCAUUCAUUGGUGAGAUUAUAUUUACCUUUGUUGAAUUGCCAAUUAAUUGCAAAGAAAUUCAUUUUUUUCAGAACCAUGUGAGCUAUAGUAAAUAUUUGCAAGUAUGCAUUCUGUUCUAGUGUGAAAUAAACUUGUGCAUAAAUUUGGACCA